AUGGCGCGACGCCAGUGUGAGCACAUGGAUAUGUCAGUCCCACACUGUUUCUCUUUUCGACAGAGCUGCCUCGGUUAUCCCUUCAGCAUCUUCUUCAUCGUGGUCAACGAGUUCUGCGAGAGAUUCUCCUACUAUGGAAUGAGAGCGAUCCUGAUUCUGUACUUCACGAAUUUCAUCGGCUGGGGCGACAACCUGUCCACGGCCAUCUACCACACGUUCGUCGCUCUGUGCUACCUGACGCCUAUUCUCGGGGCUGUCAUCGCUGACUCGUGGCUGGGAAAGUUCAAGACAAUUGUGUCACUCUCCAUCGUCUACACGAUUGGACAAGUAGUCAUGGCGGUAAGCUCCAUCAAUGACCUCACGGACCACAACCAUGACGGGACCCCCGACAGCCUUCCCGUGCACGUGGUACUGUCCAUGAUCGGCCUCGCUCUCAUAGCUCUCGGGACCGGAGGAAUCAAGCCUUGCGUGUCUGCAUUUGGUGGAGACCAGUUUGAAGAAGCCCAGGAAAAACAAAGAAACAGAUUUUUUUCCAUCUUUUAUCUGGCCAUUAAUGCUGGAAGUUUGCUUUCUACAAUCAUCACUCCCACGCUCAGAGUUCAGCAAUGUGGAAUUCACAGUAAGCAGGCUUGUUACCCACUGGCGUUUGGGGUUCCUGCUGCUCUCAUGGCUGUAUCGCUCAUUGUAUUUGUCAUUGGCAGUGGAAUGUACAAGAAGUUUCAGCCACAGGGUAACAUCAUGGCUAAAGUGGUCAAGUGCAUUGGUUUUGCCAUCAAAAAUAGAUUUAGGCAUCGGAGUAAGAAAUUCCCCAAGAGGGAGCAUUGGCUGGAUUGGGCUAAAGAGAAAUAUGAUGAGCGGCUUGUCUCUCAAAUUAAGAUGGUUACGAGGGUGCUGUUCCUGUAUAUUCCACUCCCAAUGUUCUGGGCCUUGUUUGAUCAGCAGGGCUCCAGGUGGACACUUCAAGCGACAACUAUGAAUGGGAAAAUUGGAGCUAUUGAAAUUCAGCCAGAUCAGAUGCAGACUGUGAAUGCCAUCUUGAUUGUGAUAUUGGUUCCCAUUGUGGAUGCCGUGGUGUAUCCUCUGAUCGCAAAGUGUGGCUUCAAUUUCACCUCUUUGAGGAAGAUGACAGUUGGGAUGUUCCUGGCUUCCAUGGCUUUUGUGGUGGCUGCAAUUGUGCAGGUGGAAAUUGACAAAACUCUUCCAGUCUUCCCCAAAGGAAACGAAGUCCAAAUUAAAGUUUUGAAUAUAGGAGAUAGCAACAUGACUGUAUCUUUUCCUGGAAAGGACGUGACACUUGACCAACUGUCUCAAACAAAUGAAUUUAUGACUUUCACUGCAGACAAACUGACAAGUAUAAACAUUUCUUCUGCUGGAUCACCAGGCACUGCAGUAACUUAUGACUUUGAGCAGGGCCAUCGCCAUACUCUUCUGGUGUGGGCCCCCAGUCAGUACCGAGUGGUAAAAGAUGGCCUUAACGAGAAGCCGGAAAAAGGACAAAAUGGAAUCAGAUUUGUAAAUACUUUUAAUGAGGCCAUCAACAUCACAAUGAGUGGGAUAGUUUAUGAAAAUAUCACCAGUCACAAUGCCAGCGAAUAUCAGUUUUUUACUUCUGGCAUAAAAAGCUUCACAAUAAGCUCAACAGAGAUUUUACCACCGUGUUCACAUGAUUUCCAAUCUUCCAAACUUCAAUUUGGUAGUGCUUAUACCUAUGUAAUCAAAAGGCAGGACGAUGGCUGCGCCGAAGUGAAGGAAUUUGAAGAUAUUUCACCCAACACAGUUAACAUGGCUCUGCAAAUCCCGCAGUAUUUCCUUUUGACCUGUGGCGAGGUGGUCUUCUCUAUCACUGGACUGGAGUUUUCAUAUUCUCAGGCUCCUUCCAACAUGAAGUCGGUGCUGCAGGCAGGGUGGCUGCUGACAGUGGCUGUUGGCAACAUCAUUGUGCUCAUUGUGGCAGGGGUUGGCCAGAUCAGCAAACAGUGGGCCGAGUACAUUCUGUUUGCUGCGUUGCUUCUGGUCGUCUGUAUAAUAUUUGCUGUCAUGGCUCGAUUCUACACUUACGUCAAUCCAGCAGAGAUUGAAGCUCAGUUUGAUGAGGAUGAAAAGAAAAAGAGCCCAGAAAAGAUUAACCCGUAUUCCGUGGUGGGGUCCAUCUCCCAGACACAGAUGUGA
Cynocephalus volans (Philippine flying lemur) is the source of this 2169-nucleotide messenger RNA. It is a transcript of the gene SLC15A1, whose product is annotated as solute carrier family 15 member 1. Gene Ontology annotation, cellular component: plasma membrane. The record is from RefSeq and is a predicted model, not a curated record. Lineage: Eukaryota; Metazoa; Chordata; Mammalia; Dermoptera; Cynocephalidae. The coding region runs from base 1 to 2169 and encodes 722 amino acids. Gene Ontology annotation, biological process: dipeptide import across plasma membrane. Gene Ontology annotation, molecular function: dipeptide transmembrane transporter activity. The transcript has 22 exons.